AUGGCGAGUCGUGGCAGGGCUGCGUCAUCUAGAGCCAAGCAACAACAACCGCAUCGCUUCUCCCGACUCCGGCACAAGCUGACCGCUACAUGGCAGCGCUGUCGCAUUAGUCAGCGUAGCGAAUACUCCGUAGAGCGCCUUCUAGCUUUUCGAGACUAUCAUCGGAGUACUUCAACUACUCGAGUCAUUCUGGUUUGUGUUCUGGUACCGAUCCCGGCCUUACUCGUGGCUCUUGCAAUUGAUUGCAUCCCACUACGCCCCCCAUCCGAAGGAUGGCGAGCCAAUUACGCAGUUUGGAUUCGAUUGUGUACCGCUAUGUUUUUUGAAGCACUCGGAGUGGUUCUGCAAGUAAGAGAAGUCAUCAUGACAGGAACGAUCUCGAAUAUUCAAGCUAGUUUUAUCGCACUAGGCACAGCCGUCACUUGCGUGCUGGCUACCAUCGCUGUAGCUGAAGUUUGGAAAUUCCCCAUCCCGUUUGGCUACGUGCUGAUGACGAAUGUGUACGUGAUAAUACUCUUCGUAUGGAUGAUUCUGGGCAUUGGGCCUCGCGUUCUAGCGAGCUCAACAGUGCUACGCCAGCAAAUCAAGGCACAACUAUUUAUUAUCGCCAACCAAGGAGUCGUUGUCGUCAAGGGUUUUUCGUCUUCUUGA
Phytophthora infestans T30-4 is the source of this 651-nucleotide messenger RNA. RefSeq lists its product as uncharacterized. NCBI's taxonomy places the organism in Eukaryota, Oomycota, Peronosporomycetes, Peronosporales, Peronosporaceae. The coding region runs from base 1 to 651 and encodes 216 amino acids. The record is from RefSeq and is a predicted model, not a curated record. The transcript has 2 exons.